AUGAACAUCUCAAGCGCAAAAUUUAUGUAUUCCUUCAUAAUCCUCAUCACUCUUCAAUCACACCACCUCUCUUCAUGUUGUCCUGUAGAUCACAAAAAUGCACUCCUACAAUUCAAGUCCUUAGUCAUCGGAAAACCCGCGAAGAGAAGUUCCUCCGAAACGCCCUACUUCUGUUUCGAUUCGUGGAAUGCGAGCGACUGCUGCAGCUGGGAGGGGGUCGUAUGUGAUUCUGAAUCACCUUCGCGGCCCGUAACCGAGCUCAGACUCUCUGCGAUAGUUCCGCUGCAAUAUUCUGCACCGGCUGCAGCUCUUUCCCCGCUUAUCGCAAUAAAGACUCUAACUUUUCUCGACAUCUCGGAGAAUUCUCUGCAGGGGGAGGUCCCGUCAGACGGCCUCGCAAAUUGGGACAACUUAACUUAUCUGGAUAUGAGCUUCAAUGAGCUCAAUGGCACCAUUCCUGCUCCAAUGUUCAGUCUCAGAAAACUUCAGCAUCUUGAUUUGAGCAGCAACUCACUGACUGGCAAUUUCAGCGGCGCGAUCGCCAAUCUCGUAAACAUAGAGGUGCUCAAUCUUGCGGGCAAUUAUUUCACUGGAAUCAUCCCGACGGAGAUCGGUACGCUGUCGAAGCUUCAAACACUUGAUUUGGGUAACAAUUCUCUCUCUUCGAUCAUCCCAUACGAAAUCGGAAACUUGUUCAACCUGUCCAUACUAUCUCUGAGGCAAAAUGAGCUCUCCGGAGAGAUACCGACAUUGAUUAACAAGAUAAAAAACCUCAAAACCCUUCUACUAGAUGGUAAUUCCCUAGUUGGAACCAUCCCUGCAACACUGUUUCAUCUCAAAGGGCUAAAGAAGCUGUUCCUCGGAGGAAACAUGCUCUUCUGGAACAACAGUGUUGAGGUAACUCCCGAAUGCUCGCUCUCGCGGCUUUCGCUAAGAGCUUGUGGCAUUACUGGAGAGAUACCCCGAUGGCUUUCGAGCCAAAAGGAGCUCGAUUUCUUGGAUUUAAGCGAGAACCAACUCACCGGAGGCAUCCCACAAUGGCUCGCGAAUUCCGUGAUUGGAAGCGUAAUUGUCUCGGAUAACAAGCUUACGGGUCCGAUCCCUCCGAGCUUGUUCGAUUCACAAAACCUUUCGGUUGUCGAUCUCUCGAGAAACUAUUUAAGUGGAGAAUUGCCCGAGAACAUCGGUGAUGCAUCCGCCAUUAUGAUCCUCCUCCUUAGUGGUAACUACUUUUCCGGACCGUUGCCCGAUUCAAUCGCAAAUAUAAGACGAUUACUAAUGAUGGACUUGUCGAACAACAAUUUCUCCGGUAACAAGUUCCCGGAAUUCAGCUCAUACACUUACUUAGCUUAUGUCGAUCUCUCCGAUAACAAUUUCAGUGGCGAGAUCCCGGUGUGCUUCGGCCCGCAGAUUAGAACACUAGCCCUAGGGGGAAACAAGUUCAUGGGCCGAAUUCCGGAGAACUUGACCUCCAUGACUUUCCUCGAACAACUUGAUCUCCACGACAAUUACAUAACUGGUGAGCUUCCGGACUCCCUAGCGAGAGUUUCGUCACUCCAAGUGUUGAAUUUGAGGAAUAAUAGGCUCGAGGGGCCAAUCCCUCGCGACUUAUCCAAUCUAAGCAUGCUCCAUAUACUCGAUCUCUCCGGAAAUAACCUCCUUAGCAAUAUUCCAAUUGAGCUAGGAAUGCUCAAUGGCAUGAUUCACGUGCCAACGACAUAUUUUGCGAUCACCGAUUUGUUCACCUUCUCGAUUGAUCCAAACGAUAUCAUUUUGACAUGGAAGGGCUCUUUGCGAAGCUUCGCAAGAAACCACCUCCAUACCAACGCCUACUUAGAUCUAUCGAACAAUCAAUUGGUCGGUGAAAUACCAACAACUUUAGGUGAUCUCCAAGGCCUAAAAUUGCUCAACCUUUCUUACAACAAACUCGAAGGCGAGAUACCGACAAGUUUUGGAAUGUUGGCAAAAAUAGAGAGCUUGGAUUUGUCACAUAACAAGCUCGACGGUAGCAUACCGCAGUCAUUGGCUAAUCUUAGCGAGCUGAGCACAUUCGAUGUGAGCAACAACAAGCUCACCGGUCGGAUACCCGUUGGUGGGCAAAUGUCGACGAUGAUCGAUCCGAACUCGUACGCUAAUAACAGUGGAUUGUGUGGGUUUCAAAUUGGGAUUCAAUGUGGCUUCUCACCACCAAAAGAGCAAGUCUCCGAGCUCGGCAGUGAAGAGGAAAAUGAGUGUCGAAUCAGCAUGAAUGAUCAUCUCACUGGCUGCGUACCUUCCCAGAUUUUCAGCCUGAGAAACCUUCAGGUCCUCAACUUGAACAGCAACUUCUUCGCGGGGAAUCUCAAUUGCAAGAUCACUGAUCUUGUUAAUUUGCAGAAGCUCAACUUGGAGGAAAACUCUUUCACCAGAAUCAUCCCAAUAGAGAUUGGUAACCUAUCUAAAUUGCAGUACCUGUCACCAAGACACAACCAAUUCAGCAGGAAGAUCCCAGAAUCCAUCUUCCGACUCAAGGAGCUUCAGGUCCCGAUCUUGGAUAGCAACAACCUUUCUUCAACCAUCUCAAAUGAGAUCGGCAACUUAUCCAACAAUCUUUCUGCUCAACAUAGGCAAUGCAGAUGGAGUUAUUUCUCUGAUAAAAAUUUCAGUUGUCAGAUCCCGGUAAACUUCGGUCCGCAGAUCAGAACCCUAUCUCUUAAGGGAAACAAGUUCACGGGCCGACUGCCUGAGAAUUUGACUUCCAUGCAGUCUUCCCUUGAAAACCUUGAUAGAGUCCCUCGCAACAAUUUCCCACCUCCAAGUCUCAAUCUGCGUAAUAUGAUUGCGCGUUGGAUGGAUCUAACUGAUACUAUUGUGAAGUGGAAGGGCUCCCUUCGAAGAUUAGAACAAAAGAACCUCGAUAUCUAUGCCUACUUAGAUUCAUCCAACAACCAAUUGUCCGGAAAAAUACCCGCAGCUUUAGAUGAUCUCCAAUAUCUGAAAUUGUUCAAUCUUUCGUAUAAUAAGCUCGAAGGAGAGAUCCCUGCAAGCUUUGGAAGGUUAAUAAAGCAGGAGAGUUUGGAUUUGUCACAUAACAGGCUCAAUGGUAGCAUACCUGAAGCAUUUGUCAAUCUCAACGAAUUGGCUACACUUGAUGUGAGUAACAACGAGCUCACGGGUCAGAUUCCCAUAGGCCGCCAGAUGUCCACGAUGGCAAACUCAAGCUCUUAUGCUAAUAACAGUGGCUUGUGCGGCUUCGAGAUCGGGGUUCCGUGCGGCUUCUCACCAGCGACAGGACAGGUUUCUGAGCCCAGUAAGGAAGAGAAAGAUAUGCGACAGUUGAUAUGGGGAGGGAUGCAGAGUGGGUAUCCAUUUGGUCUCCUUCUAGCCGUCAUUCUAUCAUACAUUGGUGGAUUUUUCCAUCGAGCUCCAGCACGACAUCGUCAGCACAACCAACGCAACCUUCGAAGAGGUGCAUGA
Molecule: messenger RNA, 3456 nt
Organism: Ananas comosus (pineapple)
Lineage: Eukaryota; Viridiplantae; Streptophyta; Magnoliopsida; Poales; Bromeliaceae
Product: LRR receptor-like serine/threonine-protein kinase GSO1
Exons: 5
Coding region: 1-3456 (1151 amino acids)
Molecular function (GO): protein binding
Source: RefSeq, a predicted model, not a curated record